Molecule: messenger RNA, 1808 nt
Organism: Cuscuta campestris
Lineage: Eukaryota; Viridiplantae; Streptophyta; Magnoliopsida; Solanales; Convolvulaceae
Source: the annotation of a GenBank genome assembly
GUUACUGCAAUAAAAAAAGUGGGGUCCACGCGUCAACGCAUCAGCCAUCACCUCCGUAACUCAGUUGUCUUCCUCUGCAGCUGUUUUCCCAUAUCUUCUGCAUGGACUCCCAUGGCUACUCCUUCCCCUUCCUCUCUCUGAAGAUCCUCAUACUUGUAAAUUGUAUAGAUGCAGACCCAUAUAUCCCUAUGUCCCUUUCUCCCCUCCACGCCCUUCACCGUGAAUCCACUCUUUUUGUACUGGGCUCUCCACUAAGAUCCAAGAUCUUAACCAGUUCUACUUUUGUUGAAACCAGUUCCAUCCUUCAGAUACCUGGGAAUCUUGAAGAUUUUUUUAUUUGUUACAUAAAUAAUUGAUUGAGCUGUGAAUAGUUGAGCUGUGGUGGAUCGUUCAAUGGGGACUGCUAAUUCUAGGAUUGAAGAAGAUAAAGCCUUACAGAUUUGCCGGGAUAGGAAAAAGAUUGUUAGACAAGCACUUGAUGGGAGGUGUUCUUUGGCAGCAACUCAUGUUGCUUAUAUAGAGGCAUUGAAAAUGGCUGGAAGGGCUUUGAGGAAUUUCGUUGAGUCCGAAGCUCCAAUAGAUUCUUCAAUCUAUACCCAAUCUGAAAGAUCUCUUUCGCAAUUCUCAUUCUCUUCAGUGCCUAAAUCACAGCACGUUGAUGUCUUUCCGUCCCCUUCGCCUCCAACCUCUUCAAGGUACAAUGCAAAUCACAUGAAAUUUAGAGGCACCUUUUCAAAGGAAGUUGAGGAGAAACCCGAUGUUUCGGUCACUGUCUCGGUUACAUCAUUCACUCCUCACAACUCCUUACUUUUGGAUACCCCUCCCACCUCCUAUGAAACCCCUUCAGCCGCUAAUGAAACCCCUCCUUGGGAUUUUUUUGGUCUCGUCCACACAUCUCGUGGAACUCUUGGUGGGCAGAGUAAGGCAGAGGACGAUAGAGGUUCUCUAUCAGAAGAUGGACAGUACAGCAACGGUUCAUCCCCGGAAAGAGAAUCAUCACAUGAAUCUAAUGAUGGAUUUGAUGAUCCAUCUACAGAGACGCUGGUUCAGAGGUUUGUUAAUGUUAACAGGAGUAAGGAGGAUGCCUCUGCUGAUGAGUCUGUGAUGUUGGAGGCAAAGGCUAUGGUUGGGGAGAAAGGCGAUUCCCCUGCUGAUUUGUCACCGUUGAGACCUGAGUUUUCAGGAGUUGCCACUGCUGUUAAAGAUGACGAAAAGACACCACUGAAAGAAACCAAUGUUGAGCAUAAGGUUGCACCUAAGGAUUUGCUUUCUAGCAUGCGAGAUAUUGAGCUUCUCUUCAUAAAAGCAUCAGAAUCAGGAAGGGAAGUUCCAUUGAUGCUGGAAGCAAAUAAAUUUAAUUUUCGCCCUAUUGGUCCUAGUUCUGGAAGAUAUGAAGCCUCUUUUCAUUAACGCUUUGUUUUUAAAAAUACUUUUCAUGUAUGAACCAUGGGUUAUGUAUGUUGAUGGUGUUACGGUUGAACUGUGAAUCUAAGUUAUUAGAGGGGAUGCAUAAUUUGCCAAUUGUUUUAAGCUUCUACUCCGUAUCUUCUAAGAAUCUGAAGUUUGUUACAAACUUGAUAUUACUUUGAUUGGAAUAUCUGCCUUCUGUAGGAGGUUCGAUUGCCAAGACACUGUUAAGAUCUUGUUUCUCUUGCGGUACGGAUCCAAGCCAAGCUCCAGUAGGUGCUGUCUUAACUUUCUAGUAUGCGGAGGAUUUGGUUGGGCUUUGCACUAUAAAGUCCUUCCUAAGGAGGCACAAAAUGGUGUACAUUUUACAACCAGUAGUGAAAUAAGUUUCUGUUAUCCCC